Molecule: messenger RNA, 594 nt
Organism: Didymosphaeria variabile
Lineage: Eukaryota; Fungi; Ascomycota; Dothideomycetes; Pleosporales; Didymosphaeriaceae
Exons: 1
Coding region: 1-594 (197 amino acids)
Source: RefSeq, a predicted model, not a curated record
AUGGGAUCCAGCCAAGACCUCAUCAAUAUACUCUCUCCCUACGCCGAAGCCCACAAGAACUUCAAGGGCCCCGGCGAUGCUCGUCCCACAGCCCUCCAGAUCCUCAGAGACCAGGAUCUUGUUGGCAAGCUCAAUGGCAAAGUCGCUCUCGUCACCGGUGUCUCUUCCGGUAUUGGUGUCGAAACCGCACGCGCCCUCAAAACAGUCGGAAUCCACGUCUUUGGUGCGGUUCGCAACCUCGAAAAGGCCCGUGAAGCCCUCGGGGACGACCUAGAGCCUGGCAAGCUCGACCUCAUCCAGCUCGAUAACAAUUCUCUCUCGAGCGUGCGUGCCGGCGCCGCAGACUUCCUCUCCAAGAGCUCCAUCCUCAACAUCCUAGUCAACAAUGCAGGCGUGAUGAUGACACCGGAGAGCAGGACAGAGGAUGGGUUCGAGACCCAAUUUGGCGUCAACCACCUUGCACACUUUCUGCUGUUCCAGCUGCUAAAACGCACGCUUCUUGCCUCUGCUACUCCUCAGUUCCCCAGCCGCGUCGUCAAUGUCGCGUCCUCAGGCCACCAGUACACGCCCCGCAUCUUUUUUCGACAGCCUUAA